Messenger RNA from Eupeodes corollae, 2713 nucleotides. It is a transcript of the gene Yod1, whose product is annotated as ubiquitin thioesterase OTU1. Lineage: Eukaryota; Metazoa; Arthropoda; Insecta; Diptera; Syrphidae. The transcript has 2 exons. The coding region runs from base 110 to 1069 and encodes 319 amino acids. Gene Ontology annotation, biological process: endoplasmic reticulum unfolded protein response; protein deubiquitination. The record is from RefSeq and is a predicted model, not a curated record. Gene Ontology annotation, cellular component: cytosol; nucleus. Gene Ontology annotation, molecular function: cysteine-type deubiquitinase activity.
UUUUUUUUUUUGAAAAAUUCAGACAUUACCAAAAAAAAGAAAAUUUUGCUCCAUUUUGGACUUAAAAUUAAAUAAAUUUUUGUGGAUUAUUAUUUUCACUUUUGUCAUCAUGACUGGAUUUUCGCUAAAGUUAAAAUCAAAAAAUGGCCAAUUCGUUGUUAGUGACCUAAACGCUGGCACAACAAUAGCAGAUCUAAAAACAAAGAUAUCCCAAGUUACGCAAAUCAAUCCAUCAUAUCUACACAUAUUGAUAGGUUUUCCUCCAAAGCCAUUGGAUUUAUCUCAUAAUGACAAUAGCCUUAGUGCGACUGGCAUCUCAAGUGGUGACACAUUGAUUGUGGAAGAAAAGAUAAUACAGAACAUUGAAGACGAUGCUGCCUUUGCCCGACGACUACAGGAGGAGGAAGAUCAAGAAAUGCUAUCAGCAUCUGAAGUGCCAAGUCAGGAUCCUUCGAAUCCGUUUGUUGGAAUUCUUAUGAAAAAAAUCGUACCUGCAGAUAAUUCAUGUCUUUUUACAAGUAUCGGCUAUGUGCUUAAUGGCAAAGUGUCUACAGACUGUGGAAGCUUUAUGAGGAAGAUUAUUGCUACCCAAGUGUCGGCAGAUCCAGUAUCGUACAAUGACGGAGUACUCGGCAAACCUAAUGCCGAGUAUUGUGAGUGGAUUCAAAGAUCCGAGUCGUGGGGCGGAGCUAUUGAGGUGGCUAUACUUUCAAACUUUUAUGGAAUCGAGAUCGAUGUUGUUGAUAUUCAAAAUUCUAUUAUAAAUCGUUUUGGAGAGGACAAAAACUACGGCCUGAGAGUGUUUCUUCUUUUUGAUGGCAUUCAUUACGAUCCACUCUAUAUGGAAUCGGCAGCGGGAGACGUACCUGCAACAAUGUUUCCUAUUGAAGAACUUGGCGUUUACCAACAAGCUGAAUUAUUAGCAAAAGAAGCCAACUCAUCACGACAAUUUACUGAUGUGGAAAAGUUUUCUCUACGUUGUAUGCAAUGCGAUGUUAUGUUAGUUGGACAAGUGCAAGCCCAACAACACGCCAAAUCAACUGGUCAUACUAAUUUCGGGGAAAUUUGAGUAUACACCGUUGCUGUUAUCAACCUCAUUAUAUUUAUAUUGGUACUCAUUUUAGUUCUUAUUUAAAAUUACAUUUUUUUUAAACAAAUAGAAAAAUAAAUAAAUGCAAAUUUAUAUAUUAUUUUAAUUUUUAUUAGUUUCAAAAUUAUUCAACUUAUAUUUUACUAUAAUUGCAAAUUACACAUAUUUUUUGUUUUGGUUGCUUCGCAUGGAACACAUAAUAAUUAUCUUUAAAAAAGAACUUAAAAACAAUUUUUAGUUUUGAAUAUUGUGUUAUGAAGCCCAUGGUGGUGUCAUUGGAGCUGGAUUUUGUAAGUAGGACAUUACAACUGCACUUACACUAAGCAUAAAUGAUGAUAAAACCUUAAAAGAAAAAGAAUACAAAAGGUUAUUUUUUUAAAAAAAAAACAUCUCAGGCAACAAAAUAAAAUAAUAUAAAAUCCCUGGUGGGUUUUUUCAUAUUUUUGAUUUGUUUGAAAGGACAAAAGUUCAAAAUAGGAAUAUUUCAGGUAUAUUGAGUUAAGAAACUAAUAUUAAUUAUUGAUCUUGUAAACAAACACAAUCAUUUCAAGAUCUGGGGUUAUAAGUUCAUUUGAGCAACAUUUUUCAGACAUACAAGUGUGAAAAUAAGACAUGCCUUUGAUUAUUUGUUUUCAGUUUAAAUAAAAGUAAUUUGUAUUGAUGUCAUUUUAUAAAGUUUAAAAAUUGAAAAAAAAACCUUUAAAACAUUGUAAUUUUUAAUUAAAGUUCAUUUCACAUCUAGAUUCUCGAAAUAUGUGUUUAUUGAUGCACAAAAAUCAAUAUUUGAAUGGGUCUUAUAGUUGGAAUUUUAGUUACCCAUUUACAAUUAUCAUUCAUAAUAUUUUAAUAAAAGUUAGCUAAGUUGUGGUACAUAAUAGAUUUAUAUUUAUCUUUGGUAAUAUUUGAUGUAAAUAAAAUGAUAAAAACCUGCAUUUUUGUUUUGCUAAACAUAAAUAAUGUAAAUGAUAUAAUGUGAAAUAAAUAGCCUUCCAAAAAAAAAUAUUCUAUAUACUGAGAUUAACAAAAACACUAUUUGUGCACUAAAAUUAAACUCAAUGUAAGUUGUUCGAAAAAUUACAGAAAAUAUCAGAAAGGUGCAAUAUAAGGUGUUUUAUGAGGAAUAUCUUUAAUUUUUUGUUUAAAUUAAGUUCAAACAUUCUAAAUAACAAAAAUACAUUACUAAAUGUAAGUCUUGUUCAUAACAUGUUGAGAUCAAAUUAAUCAACCUAUCCUGCUCUCAAAAAGUUCAUUAAUUACAAAAGAAAUAUAAUUUAAAUCAUUUCUAGAGAGUCAUAAUCUCGAAUGAACUUGCACAGAAUAAUAAACUGCCUCAUAAAACACAUUUCAAGUGCUAAAUUAUUCUAACUUUACUUGUAGGGUAGGUCUAUAGUAUAGUCUGUUCAUAAAUACACUUUAUUGUAAAUAAACUGAGUUUAUUUUAAAUAGUUUACCAAUUUGUGUCAUUAAAAAAGAAGACUACAUUAUAACAAAUAUAUUAUGGCAAUAAAUAAAUUUGUAAUAGUUCUGUCUUAAUAGAAUUUUUUUUUUUUGAAAAUUAAAUAUCUUGUUCAAUAGACUAACUGAAAAAUAAUUAAUUAAAUAAAAUAUUUUCCUGAAAAUAGA